This is a messenger RNA of Microthlaspi erraticum, 912 nucleotides long. The record is from the annotation of a GenBank genome assembly. Lineage: Eukaryota; Viridiplantae; Streptophyta; Magnoliopsida; Brassicales; Brassicaceae.
AUGGCUAAGAGCAGUGACUUUGGUUCGUGCAAAGAAGAAAGGAUGCAGGAAGCCUUCUUCAAAGUUAUCCAGGGAAUCGACAUUUACUCAGAGAACAUGAGAGCAUUUCCUCAUGACUUUGUGAGGAACUUCUCCGACAAGGAGCUGUCGGAGAAGAUGAAGAUAACAACUAAAUGGGGCAGAUCUUGGCAAGUGAAGAUCUCCAAAAACCCAAUAUUCUAUUUCAUGGAAAGAUCUGGAUGGGAGAAGUUUGUGAGGGAGAAUUUCUUGGGAGAGCAUGAGUACCUUAGCUUCACACACAAAGGAAACAUGAGCUUCGUAGUUAACAUAUACAAACAAGACGGCACAGAGAUGCUUCAACCUCGACAAUCCACAACCUUCUUAGCUUCUUCAAGUAAGGUUAAGACAGAACAAGGAGAAGCUGGCGUCUCCAAUGGUGUCAAGAAAGAAGAGGUUGUGUCUUCUGAGUUGAAUAACCAUGGCCCGAAGACAGCUGAAUCAAAUGGAGGAGGAAAGAAGAAGAGGAAGCACGACUCUGGUUUGAAGAAAGCUGAGGAACCACGCAGUUUUAAGAGGACCAAGAAAGUGGUUACUGGCCGGAGAAAUUCUGUAGGAGCAUCUUCUUCUACUACAGCUGCAGAAUUCACCAUCGAAAUCAUGCGCUCUUACUUGACUCUCCUGGGGGUCCCAAAAUCUUUUGGAAAUGAUCAUAUGCCAAAGACGACUACAACGUUCAAGAUACAUCACACGGAUGCGAAGAAGUCAUGGGACGUGGUUUAUUGUGCAAGGGAGAAAGGUUCAUUCUUCUCUGGUGGUUGGGUUCGUUUGGCUAGGGAGUAUCCUCUUCAAGUUGGGAACAUUUGCAAGUUCACUCUCAUCAAGCCGGACGAACUGGUUCUCGUUCGUCUUUGA